AUGUUGAUCCACCAGACCUACUUCCCAACAUCACCCAGACCUACCUCCCAACAUCACCCUGGUGGACACCAGACCUACCUCCCAACAUCACCCUGGUGGACACCAGACCUACCUCCCAACAUCACCCUGGUGGACACCAGACCUACCUCCCAACAUCACCCUGGUGGACACCAGACCUACCUCCCAACAUCACCCUGGUGGACACCAGACCUACCUCCCAACAUCACCCUGGUGGACAUCAGACCUACCUCCCAACAUCACCCUGGUGGACACCAGACCUACCUCCCAACAUCACCCUGGUGGACACCAGACCUACCUCCCAACAUCACGUUGGUGGACACCAGACCUACCUCCCAACAUCACCCCGGUGGACACCAGACCUACCUCCCAACAUCACCCCUGUGGACACCAAACCUACCUCCCAACAUCACCCUGGUGGACACCAGACCUACCUCCCAACAUUACCCAGAUGGACACCAGACCUACCUCCCAACAUCACCCCUGGUGGACACCAGACCUACCUCCCAACAUCACCCCUGGUGGACACCAGACCUACCUCCCAACAUCACCCUGGUGGACACCAGACCUACCUCCCAACAUCACGUUGGUGGACACCAGACCUACCUCCCAACAUCACCCCGGUGGACACCAGACCUACCUCCCAACAUCACCCCUGUGGACACCAAACCUACCUCCCAACAUCACCCUGGUGGACACCAGACCUACCUCCCAACAUCACCCUGGUGGACACCAGACCUACCUCCCAACAUUACCCAGAUGGACACCAGACCUACCUCCCAACAUCACCCCGCUAUAUACAGGGAGUACCAGUACUGAGUCCAUGUCCAGGGGUACCAGGUAAUAACAUGGCUAUAUACAGGGAGUACCAGGACUGAGUCCAUGUCCAGGGGUACCAGGUAAUGGAGGUAGAUAUGUACAUACAAUAUAACUAGGAAUAUAGUGACAGAUAAAAAACAGUAGCAGCAGCGUAUGGGAUGAGUCAAAAGAGUUAGUGCAAAAAGGGUCAAUGCAGAUAGUCCGGGUAGCUAUUUGGUUAACUAUUUAACAGUCUUAUGGCUUGGGGGUAGAAGCUGUUCAGGGUCCUGUUGGUUCCAGACUUGGCGAAUCGGUACCGUUUGCCGUGUGUGAUGCAAUCAUUUCCAUGGGAAUGUAGAGUGUUCAUACAAAUGAUGCUAACUGAUGUGGCUCAUGCAAUGGAAUGGAUGUUUUGUAAUGUCAGUUGCGUUGAAUCAACAAAUCACAGCACAGAUUGAAGGGUACACUUCCUGCUUUUACUUCCUGCUUUUCCUUCCUGCUUUUACCUUCCUGCUUUUACUUCCUACUUUGCUCCUAUGGGUACAUUCGCAAUGGCUGGCAGUCCACCCAUUAUGCCACCAUUGUCUUGAACGGGAACACAUUUUCUACUCAAUGAGGGGAUUCGAUUAAUCUGGCCAGGGCGCCCGGGUAGUCAUGUUUUGCACCGGGUGAAGUUUUGGAACCGGGCUGCCUUCCUCCCAGGCGUGAGCCAGCACAUGGAGUAAUGAGUAGGAAUCUGUGGGAAGAUCUCAGUUGCAUUCUCCUCACGCCCUCCCUCCUCAUCUCCUUCUCAAAACACAUUGGAUGAGGAAAGACAGAGGUCCUCUCUCCUUGUCUCCUCUGGUCCUCUCUCCUUGUCUCCUCUGGUCCUCUCUCCUUGUCUCCUCUGGUCCUCUCUCCUUGUCUCCUCUGGUCCUCUCUCCUUGUCUCCUCUGGUCCUCUCUCCUUGUCUCCUCUGGCUUUCUCAUGAAAAUGUGUUUUGAGAAGGAGAUGAGGACACAAACACUAUGUACUUGAGAUCUCUGUGUUUUAAAAUAACCCCACGGUUCUAGAGAGCUAUAGGUUUUUAACCCAACUCAACCCUGUUGGAGUGGCAACCUACAAGAUGGUUGCUCUCCAGGAACAUGUUUGUAAAUUCUAACUAUUGUUUCAUGGGGUUUCUUAUUACCUACAUAUACACUACCGGUCAAAAGUUUGGACACACCUACUCAUUCAAGGGUUUUUCUUUAUUUGUACUAUUUUCUACGUUGUAGAAUAAUAGAGAAGACAUCAAAACUAUGAAAUAACACAUAUGGAAUCAUGUAGUAACCAAAAAAAGUGUUAAACAAAUCAAAAUAUAUUUUAUUUUUGAGAUUCUUCAAAUAGCCACCCUUUGCCUUGAUAACAUCUUUGCACACUCUUGGCAUUCUCUCAACCAGCUUCAUGAGGUAGUCAUCUGGAAUGCAUUUCAAUUAACAGGUGUGCCUUGUUAAAAGUUAAUUUGUGGAAUUUCUUUCCUUAAUGCGUUUGAGCCAAUCAGUUGUGUUGUGACAAGGGGGGUGGGGGGGGGGGUAAACAGAAGAUAGCCCUAUUUGGUAAAAGACCAAGUCCGUAUUAUGGCAAGAACAGAUCAAAUAAUCAAAAAGAAACGACAGUCCAUCAUUACUUUAAGACAUGAAGGCCAGUUAAUAAGGAACAUUUCAAUAACUUUUUUCUUUGCAGUCGCAAAAACCAUCAAGCUCUCUGAUGAAACUGGCUCUCAUGAGGACCGCCACAGGAAUGGAAGACCCAGAGUUACCUCUGCUGCAGAGGAUAAGUUCAUUAGAGUUACCAGCCUCAGAUAUUGCAGUCCAAAUAAAUGCUUCACAGAGUUCAAGUCACAGACACAUCUCAACAUCAACUGUUCAGAGGAGACUGUGUGAAUCAGGCCUUCAUGGUCGAAUUGCUGCAAAGAAACCACUACUAAAGGACACCAAUAAGAAGAAGAGACUUGCUUGGGCCAAGAAACAAGAGCAAUGGACAUUAGACCGGUGGAAAUUUGUCCUUUGGUCUGGAGUCCAAAUUUGAGAUUUUUGGAACCAACCGCCGUGUCUUUGUGAGACGCAGUGUGGGUGAACGGAUGAUCUCUGCAUGUUUAGUUCCCAUCGUAAGGCAUGGAGGAGGAGGUGUUAUGGUGUGGGGGUGCUUUGCAGGUGACACUGUCUGUGAUUGAUUUAGAAUUGAAGGCACUCUUAACCAGCAUGGCUACCACAGCAUUCUGAAGCAAUACGCCAUCCAUUUACAUUUACAUUUACGUCAUUUAGCAGACGCUCUUAUCCAGAGCGACUUACAAAUUGGACCCCAUCUGGUUUGGGCUUAGUGGGACUAUCAUUUUGUAUACAUCUGGCCCUUCAUUGGACACUGUGUUAACAAACCUCCAAACGAGCUUCAACGCCUUACAACACUCCUUCAGUAGCCUCCAACUGCUCUUAAACACUAGUAAAACUAAAUGCAUGCUCUUCAAUCGAACGCUGCUGGCACCCGCCCACCCGACUAGAAUCACUACUCUCGACGGGUCUGACCUAGAGUAUGUGGACAACUACAAAUACAUUUACAUUUACAUUUUAGUCAUUUAGCAGACGCUCUUAUCCAGAGCGACUUACAGGAGCAAUUAGGGUUAAGUGCCUUGCUCAAGGGCACAUUAACGUCAUUUAGCAGACGCUCUUAGCCAGAGCGACUCGCAAAUUGGUGCGUUCACCCUAUAGCCAGUGGGAUAACCACUUUACAAUUUAGGGGGGGGGGGGGGGGGGGGGGGGGGGUUAGAAGGAACACUUAUCCUAUCCCAGGUACCUGUAAACUGUAAACUCUCCUUCCAGACUCACAUAACUGUUAACUCUCCUUCCAGACUCACAUUAAGCAUCUCCAAUCCAAAGUUAAAUCUAGAAUCGGCUUCCUAUUUCGCAACAAAGCCUCCUUCACUCAUGCUGCCAAACAUGCCCUAGUAAAACUGACUAUCCUACCGAUCCUUGACUUCGGCGAUGUCAUUUACAAAAUAGCCUCCAACACUCUACUCAGCAAAUUGGAUGUAGUCUAUCACAGUGCCAUCCGUUUUGUCACCAAAGCCUCAUAUACUACCCACCACUGUGACCUGUACGCUCUUGUUGGCUGGUCCUCACUACAUAUUCGUCGCCAAACCCACUGGCCCCAGGCCAUCUAUAAAUCACUGCUAGGCAAAUCCCCGCCUUAUCUUAGCUCACUGGUCACCAUAGCAACACCCACCCGUAGUCUGCGCUCCAGCAGGUAUAUCUCACUGGUCAUCCCCAAAGCCAACACCUCCUUUGGCCGCCAUUCCUUCCAGUUCUCUGCUGCCAAUGACUGGAACGAAUUGCAAAAAUCUCUGAAGCUGGAGACUCUUAUCUCCCUCACUAACUUUAAGCAUCAGUUGUCAGAGCAGCUUACCGAUCACUGCACCUGUACACAGUCAUUCUGAAAUUAGCCCACCCAACUACCUCAUCCCCAUAUUGUUAUUUAUUUUGCUCAUUUGCACCCCAGUAUCUCUACUUGCACAUAAUCUCUUGCACAUCUAUCAUUCCAGUGUUAAUACUAAUUGUAAUUAUUUUGCACUAUAGCCUAUUUAUUGCCUUACCUCCAUAACUUGCUACAUUUUCACACACUGUAUAUAUAUUUUCUGUUGUAUUUUUGACUUUAUGUUUUGUUUUACCCCAUAUGUAACUCUGUGUUGUUGUUUUUAUCGCACUGCUUUGCUUUAUCUUGGCCAGGUCGCAGUUGUAAAUGAGAACUUGUUCUCAACUGGCUUACCUGGUUAAAUAAAGUUGAAAUAAAUAAAAAAUACGGACAAUGGGCUAUUUUACCAAGAAGGAGAGUGAUGGAGUACUGCAUCAGAUGACCUCCACAAUCCCCCAACCUCAACCCAAUUGAGAUGGUUUGGGAUUAGUUGGAUGGCAGAGUGAAGGAAAAGCAGCCAACAAGUGCUCAACAUAUGUGGGAACUCCUUCAAGACGGUUGGAAAAGCAUUCCAGGUGAAGCUGGUUGAGAGAAUGCCAAGAGUGUGCAAAGCUGUCAUCAAGGCAAAGGGUGGCAAUUUGAAGAAUCUCAAAUUUUGAUUUGUUUAACACUUUUUUGGUUACUACAUGAUUCCAUAUGUGUUAUUUCAUAGUUUUGAUGUCUUCACUAUUAUUCUACAAUGUAGAAAAUAGUAAAAAAUAAAGAAAAACCCUUGAAUGAGUAGGUGUGUCCAAACUUUUGACUGGUAGUGUAAAUACAUCAAUGGAUCUAAAAACUGUCUGGGGUAUUGACAAACAGCCAGUCAAGUGUUAUGAAGGGCCCAGAAGGGUUUUGGGGUGAACGUCCCCUUUAAUUGUUGUUUGGUUGAUUAGCAGUCAAGGGAUAAAGCUAUGACUUCUAAUACACUGAAUAAGAAGAACAAAAAUCACCUCAGAUAAUGGAGUGUUGUGUUUUAGUUAUACAGUAUAUGAUGUACAGAACAGCAAACAGGUAAAUUAAUUUUAGGUUGACAAGGUUAACCUCAUGACAACCUUCUCACAAUCCGUUUGCAAUGUGUGACAACAUCACAGCAUUGUUCAGAAUGUAAUGUAUUCCAGACGUAAAGAUGAAACUCUUAGCCUGUUAGUAUCAGAAUGUAAUGUAUUCCAGACGUAAAGAUGAAACUCUUAGCCUGUUAGUAUCAGAAUGUAAUGUAUUCCAGACGUAAAGAUGAAACUCUUAGCCUGUUAGUAUCAGAAUGUAAUGUAUUCCAGACGUAAAGAUGAAACUCUUAGCCUGUUAGUAUCAGAAUGUAAUGUAUUCCAGACGUAAAGAUGAAACUCUUAGCCGGUUAGUAUCCCGCCCAUGGUAGCGUCUUUGCUGCUUCACGUUGUAUUGAUUGACUCCUCUAAAGCUAGCCUGACAUUCCAAAUUGCAUUGCCUUGAUACUCAAUAGUCUCCCAGUCCCUCCCGCUGAAAGAUAUCCCCACAGCAUGAUGCUGCCACCACCAUGCUUCACCGUAGGGAUGGUGCCUGGUUUCCUCCAGACGUGACGAUUGGCAUUCAGUCUUGGUUACGUCAGACCAGAGAAUCUUGUUUCUCAUGGUCUGAGAGUCUUUAGGUGCUUUUUGGCAAACUCCAAGAGGGCUGUCAUGUGCCUUUUACUAAGGAGUGGCUUCAUUCUGGCCACUCUACCAUAAAGGCCUGAUUGGUGGAGUGCUGCAGAGAUGGUUGUCCUUCUGGAAGGUUCUCCCAUCUCCACAGAGGAACUCUAGAGCUCUGUCAGAGUGACCAUUGGGUUCUUGGUCACCUCCCUGACCAAGGCCCUUCUCCCCUGAUUGCUCAGUUUGGCCGGGCAGCCAGCUCUAGGAAGAGUCUUGGUGGUUCCAAACAUCUUCCAUUUAAGAAUGAUGGAGGCCACUGUGUUCUUGGGGACCUUCAAUGCUCCAGAAAUUUUUUUGUACCCUUUCCCAGAUCUGUGCCUUGGCACAAUCCUGUCUCGGAGCUCUACGGACAAUUCCUUCAACCUCAUGGCUUGGUUUUUGCUCUGACAUGCACUGUCAACCGUGGGACCUUAUAUAGACAUGUCCUAUCAAUAGAAUUUACCACAGGUGGACUCCAAUCAAGUUGGAGAAACGUCUCAUGGAUGAUCAAUGGAAACAGGAUGAACCUGAGCUCAAUUUCGAGUCUCAUAGUAAAGGGUCUGAAUAAUUAUGUAAAAAAGGUAUUUCUGUUUGAUUUUUUAAAAUAAAUUUGCAAACAUUUCUAAACAUUUCUUUUCGGUUUGUCAUUAUGGGGUAUUGUGUGUAGAUUGCUGAGGAUUUUUAUGUAUUUAAUCGAUUUUAGAAUAAUGCUGUAACAAAAUGAAGAAAAAAUCAAGGGGUCUGAAUACUUUCCGAAGUGUAUAAUGAACUAAAGAUCUAUGUUCUGUAGUAACAAAAAUAUACCUCCACUAAUGAUCUAUGUUCUGUAGUAACACAACUAUAACCUCCACUAAUGAUCUAUGUAGUGGUAGUAACACAACUAUAACCUCCACUAAUGAUCUAUGUAGUGGUAGUAACACAACUAUAACCUCCACUAAUGAUCUAUGUAGUGGUAGUACUCUACUGGCAGACAGUUUGUGUAAAAGUCACACAGCUUUAAUCCUCAAAUCACACUGUGUGCGUCUGUGUGUGUCUGCUAUUAUGGGUAGUCCUGUUGUGAGUUUCAGUCGGAGGUGAAUUAUGUUUCUCUCCCUAUCUCCCUCCCCCACCACUAACACUAUCUCCCUCCCCCACCACUAACCCUAUCUCCCUCCCCCACACUAACCCUAUCUCCCUCCCCCACCACUAACCCCAGCUCCCUCCCCCACCACUAACCCUAUCUCCCUCCCCCACCACUAACCCUAUCUCCCUCCCCCACCACUAACUCUAUCUCCCUCCCCCACCACUAACCCUAUCUCCCUCCCCACCACUAACCCUAUCUCCCUCCCCCACCACUAACCCCAGCUCCCUCCCCCACCACUAACCCCAGCUCCCUCCCCCACCACUAACCCCAGCUCCCUCCCCACCACUAACCCCAGCUCCCUCCCUCCCCCACCACUAACCCCAGCUCCCUCCCCCACCACUAACCCUAUCUCCCUCCCCCACCACUAACCCCAGCUCCCUCCCCCACCACUAACCCCGGCUCCCUCCCCACCACUAACCCCAGCUCCCUCCCCCACCACUAACCCUAUCUCCCUCCCCCACCACUAACCCUAUCUCCCUCCCCCACCACUAACCCUAUCUCCCUCCCCCACCACUAACCCUAUCUCCCUCCCCCACCACUACCCCGGCUCCCUCCCCACCACUAACCCCAGCUCCCUCCCCACCACUAACCCUAUCUCCCUCCCCCCCACUAACCCAUCUCCCUCCCCCACCACUAACCCUAUUCCCUCCCCACCACUAACCCUAUCUCCCCCCCCACCACUAACCCCCUCCCUCCAACCAUCUCCCUCCCCCACCACUAACCCUGAUCUCCCUCCCCACCACUAACCCUAUCUCCCUCCCCCACCAACUAACCCUAUCUCCCUCCCCCACCACAACCCGGUAGGAUAUCAUCUAUCUGUUGAUUAUUAUUCAUUUUCCCCACCGGUGGCACCCAGUGAAUCAGACCUGUCAAUCCAGUCUCAGUCUGCAAAUGGCACCUUUUUCCUUAUGGGCUCUAAUUAGUAGGGAAUAGGCUGCCAUUUGGGACACAGCGUCAGUCUGAGGGGGAGGCCAUGUUUGUUUUGUUUAUAUCGAUCCAGAGCACAUGUGAGACAGCUGUUCAGCGUAGAAACCGAGCCGAGGCUUCAGAGUUCACUCCUACUCCCCUUGGCAACCGUUCAGUUGGCAGGGAGGGAAGGAACACUGUGAGAGCACACACACACACACACACACACACUCACAUACACACACAACACACACACUGCUAGGCUAAUCAAUAAAAACAACAAACCAGCAAAUCAAGACCGCACUGGGCCGAACUCCCUGCCAUCCAGGACCUCUAUACCAGGCGGUGUCAGAGGAAGACCUCUGCCAUCCAGGACCUCUAUACCAGGCGGUGUCAGAGGAAGGCCCUAAAAAUGGAGCACCAAGUACCGGAGCGCCAAGUCAAGGUCCAAAAGGCUCCUGAACAGAUUCUACCCCUAAGCCAGAAGUCUGCUAAACAAGGCUGAUAAAUAGCUAAUCAUGGCUACCUGGAAAACCUGCAUUGAUCCUUUUUUCCAUUAACUCUCUUGCACUGGACUCUACCCACACACUGGACUCUACCCACACACACAAAACACACACACACACACAUAUUGAGGCCCCACGCACACACACACACAUUCCUUCACACUCUUCACAUACGCUGCUGCUACUCUCUGUUUAUUAUCUAUGUAUAGUCACUUUACCCCUACCUACAUGUACAUAUUACCUCAAUUACCUCGUGGCCCUGCACAUUGACUCGGUACCAGUACUCCUUGUACAGUGCUGCCUUCAGAAAGUAUUCACAGUGCUGCCUUCAGAAAGUAUUCACAGUGCUGCCUUCAGAAAGUAUUCACAGUGCUGCCUUCAGAAAGUAUUCACAGUGCUGCAUUCAGAAAGUAUUCACAGUGCUGCCUUCAGAAAGUAUUCACAGUGCUGCCUUCAGAAAGUAUUCACAGUGCUGCCUUCAGAAAGUAUUCACAGUGCUGCAUUCAGAAAGUAUUCACAGUGCUGCCUUCAGAAAGUAUUCACAGUGCUGCCUUCAGAAAGUAUUCACAGUGCUGCCUUCAGAAAGUAUUCACAGUGCUGCAUUCAGAAAGUAUUCACAGUGCUGCCUUCAGAAAGUAUUCACAGUGCUGCUUUCAGAAAGUAUUCACAGUGCUGCCUUCAGAAAGUAUUCACAGUGCUGCCUUCAGAAAGUAUUCACAGUGCUGCCUUCAGAAAGUAUUCACAGUGCUGCCUUCAGAAAGUAUUCACAGUGCUGCCUUCAGAAAGUAUUCACAGUGCUGCCUUCAGGAAAGUAUUCACAGUGCUGCCUUCAGAAAGUAUUCACAGUGCUGCCUUCAGAAAGUAUUCACAGUGCUGCCUUCAGAAAGUAUUCACAGUGCUGCCUUCAGAAAGUAUUCACAGUGCUGCAUUCAGAAAGUAUUCACAGUGCUGCCUUCAGAAAGUAUUCACAGUGCUGCCUUCAGAAAGUAUUGACAGUGCUGCCUUCAGAAAGUAUUCACAGUGCUGCCUUCAGAAAGUAUUCACAGUGCUGCCUUCAGAAAGUAUUCACAGUGCUGCCUUCAGAAAGUAUUCACAGUGCUGCCUUCAGAAAGUAUUCACAGUGCUGCCUUCAGAAAGUAUUCACAGUGCUGCCUCCAGAAAGUAUUCACAGUGCUGCCUUCAGAAAGUAUUCACAGUGCUGCCUUCAGAAAGUAUUCACAGUGCUGCCUUCAGAAAGUAUUCACAGUGCUGCCUUCAGAAAGUAUUCACAGUGCUGCCUUCAGAAAGUAUUCACAGUGCUGCCUUCAGAAAGUAUUCACAGUGCUGCCUUCAGAAAGUAUUCACAGUGCUGCCUUCAGAAAGUAUUCACAGUGCUGCCUUCAGAAAGUAUUCACAGUGCUGCCUUCAGAAAGUAUUCACAGUGCUGCAUUCAGAAAGUAUUCACAGUGCUGCCUUCAGAAAGUAUUCACAGUGCUGCCUUCAGAAAGUAUUCACAGUGCUGCCUUCAGAAAGUAUUCACAGUGCUGCCUUCAGAAAGUAUUCACAGUGCUGCCUUCAGAAAGUAUUCACAGUGCUGCCUUCAGAAAGUAUUCACAGUGCUGCCUUCAGAAAGUAUUCACAACCCUUGACUUAUUCCACAUUUUGUUGUGUUACAUGGAUUAAAUAGUUACAAUACCCCACAAUGACAAAGUGAAAACAUGUUUUUUUCAAAUUGAUUGAAAAUGAAAUAAAGAAAUAUCUCAUUUACAUAAGUAUUCACACCCCUGAGUAGAAGUACCUUUGGCAGCGAUUACAUCUGAGUGUUUCUGGGUAAGUCAAAUCAAAUCAAGCAUAUUUCAGACAUGUAAUGCAACGCAAUGUGCUUUACAGGAAUAAACAAAUAAAAAACAAGAAAUAUUUACUACACAACAAACAUAGGACAAAAAACAAAAGAAUGACAAACUGAACAACUAAAAAGCACCCUGAGGAAAAGAAAAGCUGAAAAGGUGUGUCUUAAGAUCGCUUUUAAAUAUGUCUACAGUUUCAGCCCCCCUCAGCUUCUCUGGCAGGCUAUUCCAGAGGCUGGGGGCAUAGUAACUAAAGGCUGCGUCUCCAUGCCUCUUGGUCCUAGGCUUUGGGAUAGUUAAAAGGCCAAUGCCAGAGGACCUGAGUGUCACGACUUCUGCCAAGGCUGCCUCCCCUCCAUGUUCGGGCAGGCUUCGGCGUUCGUCGUCACCGGCUUACAAGCCACUGCCGCUCCAUAUAUCAUCAUUCCAUUUGUCUUGUCUUGUCAAUUACACACACCUGGUUCUUAUCCCCUCAUUAGUCUGUGUAUAAGUGUUCCCUCUUCCCCCCUUGUCCUUGUGGGUGAUUGUUUAUUGUUAGAGUAGUGUAGCUCGGUGGAGCUACUCGCCCUUUGUAUUGCCGGGGUAGAUAGUUUCCCCUGUGCCUGUAUAUUGUUGGAAUAUCCCGUACCAUGUAUUGCCAGGGUAGAUAGUUUCCCCUGUGCCUGUAUAUUGUUGGAAUAUCCCGUACCAUGUAUUGCCAGGGUAGAUAGUUUCCCCUGUGCCUGUUUCCGUGUGUCGCUAUCCAGCGCAAUUGUGUACGACGGAAUAAACUCUGUAUUCGGUGAUUUACCCUCCUGCGCCUGACUCCUUCUAAUCACACUCAUCAAAGAAUCACCCACCCGCAAUGGAGUCAGCGGGAGAGGAGCGCAUGCCUGGAGUCGUAGCACGGGUCCAGGAGCAUUCAACGAUGCUGACCAGCUUGGGGGAAGCGAUGGAACGGGUUCUUCAGGUCGUCCAAUGCCUGGAGAGGAGAGGACCUGAUCUGUCGAGACCAGCUGGCCAACCGGAUCCAGCCACCUACACCCCAGCACCCGGAGGGAUCCAGAUAUCCCGACCACGGGCGUUCGACGGGACGGCGGCGCUCUGCCAAUGAUUCCUCCUCCAACUGGAGAUCUACUUCUCCAGCAACAGGCCGGCCCCAUCGGAGCGGGAGAAGGUGUCCGUCCUCGUUUCCUGCCUCUCGGGGGAAAGCCCUGGAGUGGGCCAACACGGUUUGGAAUGAAGGAGGAGCCGUGUUGGAGAACUACGGGGAGUUCGCUCGCCUCUUUCGGGCGGUCUUCGAUCACCCGCCCGAGGGUCGAGAGGCGGGCGAGCGGCUGGUCCAUCUGAGGCAGGGGACGAGGACCGCGCAGGACUUCGCGUUGGAGUUUCGGACUCUUGCAGCGGGGUCCAGGUGGAACGAGCGGGCCCUGAUCGACCAUUUCCGGUACCAUCUGUGGGAGGAUGUCCGACAGGAGCUAGCCUGCCGGGACACCAUGUUGUCUUUCAUGCAACUGGUGGACAUGGCCAUCCGUUUGGACACCCUGCUGGCAGCCAGAGGAAGUCUCUGUAGCGGUCUGCCCGCUUCCACCCUGGAUGACUCGGAUCCCGAGCUGAUGGAGCUGGGUGGAGCCGCCAUCUGAGAGAGCGGAGGACGACAGCGACAGCGCCACUCUGGUGGCACGAAGGGACAGUACACCACACAUAGUUGUCAACGCUCUUUUGGGUCUGGAGGCGGCAGGCAGGGCACUCUCGCAUCACCCCAGGUAUCGAACACCCACACUCGUUCAGAGCCCUCUGCUGCGCACUGUACCCUACCUAUCUACUUUCCCGACCACAUGGUAGUUCCCCAGUGUAAGGUGCUAGUCGAUUCAGGCGCAGCUGGGAACUUUAUGGAUGGGGCAUUCUCACGCCGUCAAGGCAUUUCAUUGGUUCCCCUGUCCAUUCCACUCCCCAUCAGAGCACUUGAUGGUCGACCAUUAGGGUCUGGGUUUGUUAAGGAAGUUACUGUACCAGUCACAAUGAUCACCCAGGAGACUCAUUGUGAGCAGGUUACUUUUUCUAUUAUUGAAUCUCCUGCUUUCCCUGUGGUAUUAGGUAUCCCUUGGCUAGCACUCCACACCCCCACCUUCUCAUGGCCGCAGAGGGUUCCCACGGGGUGGCCGCGAGAGUGUCAGGGUAGGUGUCUGGGUAUUUCCGUUGGUGCAACCACGGUGGAAAGUCCAGACCCCCGAAUACCUCGAUCUGGCGCACGCGUUGUAUAAGACGCAUGCGACAAAAUUACCACUUCAUCGGGCGCGAUAAACCUUCGGGUAGACGCUGUACCUCCCAGGAGUCAUGUGUACCCCCUGUCGCAGGCUGAAACGGAGGCUAUGGUAACAUACGUCACCGAGUCCCUGGGCCAGGGGUAUACAGUGGGGAAAAAAAGUAUUUAGUCAGCCACCAAUUGUGCAAGUUCUCCCACUUAAAAAGAUGAGAGAGGCCUGUAAUUUUCAUCAUAGGUACACGUCAACUAUGACAGACAAAUUGAGAAAAAAAAAUCCAGAAAAUCACAUUGUAGGAUUUUUUAUGAAUUUAUUUGCAAAUUAUGGUGGAAAAUAAGUAUUUGGUCACCUACAAAGAAGCAACAUUUCUGGCUCUCACAGACCUGUAACUUCUUCUUUAAGAGGCUCCUCUGUCCUCCACUCGUUACCUGUAUUAAUGGCACCUGUUUGAACUUGUUAACAGUAUAAAAGACACCUGUCCACAACCUCAAACAGUCACACUCCAAACUCCACUAUGGCCAAGACCAAAGAGCUGUCAAAGGACACCAGAAACAAAAUUGUAGACCUGCACCAGGCUGGGAAGACUGAAUCUGCAAUAGGUAAGCAGCUUGGUUUGAAUAAAUCAACUGUGGGAGCAAUUAUUAGGAAAUGGAAGACAUACAAGACCACUGAUAAUCUCCCUCGAUCUGGGGCUCCACGCAAGAUCUCACCCCGUGGGGUCAAAAUGAUCACAAGAACGGUGAGCAAAAAUCCCAGAACCACACGGGGGGACCUAGUGAAUGACCUGCAGAGAGCUGGGACCAAAGUAACAAAGCCUACCAUCAGUAACACACUACGCCGCCAGGGACUCAAAUCCUGCAGUGCCAGAUGUGUCCCCCUGCUUAAGCCAGUACAUGUCCAGGCCCGUCUGAAGUUUGCUAGAGUGCAUUUGGAUGAUCCAGAAGAGGAUUGGGAGAAUGUCAUAUGGUCAGAUGAAACCAAAAUAUAACUUUUUGGUAAAAACUCAACUCGUCGUGUUUGGAGGACAAAGAAUGCUGAGUUGCAUCCAAAGAACACCAUACCUACUGUGAAGCAUGGGGGUGGAAACAUCAUGCUUUGGGGCUGUUUUUCUGCAAAGGGACCAGGACGACUGAUCCGUGUAAAGGAAAGAAUGAAUGGGGUCAUGUAUCAUGAGAUUUUGAGUGAAAACCUCCUUCCAUCAGCAAGGGCAUUGAAGAUGAAAUGUGGCUGGGUCUUUCAGCAUGACAAUGAUCCCAAACACACCACCCGGGCAACGAAGGAGUGGCUUCGUAAGAAGCAUUUCAAGGUCCUGGAGUGGCCUAGCCAGUCUCCAGAUCUCAACCCCAUAGAAAAUCUUUGGAGGGAGUUGAAAGUCUGUGUUGCCCAGCGACAGCCCCAAAACAUCACUGCUCUAGAGGAGAUCUGCAUGGAGGAAUGGGCCCAAAUACCAGCAACAGUGUGUGAAAACCUUGUGAAGACUUACAGAAAACGUUUGACCUGUGUCAUUGCCAACAAAGGGUAUAUAACAAAGUAUUGAGAAACUUUUGUUAUUGACCAAAUACUUAUUUUCCACCAUAAUUUGCAAAUAAAUUCAUUAAAAAUCCUACAAUGUGAUUUUCUGGAUUUCUUUUUCUCAUUUUGUCUGUCAUAGUUGACGUGUACCUAUGAUGAAAAUUACAGGCCUCUCUCAUCUUUUUAAGUGGGAGAACUUGCACAAUUGGUGGCUGACUAAAUACUUUUUUUCCCCACCGUAUACCUCCCUCCACUUCACCCGCCUCCUCGAGUUUCUUCGUUGUGAAGAAGAAAGACGGUGGUCUGCGCCAGUGCAUUGAUUAUCAAUCACUGAACAAGUAGACGAUAAGAUUUAGUUAUCCUCUCCCCCUCAUUCCUUCAGUGAUUGAGUCAAUGCAUGGGGCGCGCUUCUUCACCAAAUUAGAUCUCAGGAGUGCAUACAACCUGGUGCGUGUUCGGGAGGGGGAUGAGUGGAAGGAGCAUUCUGCACAACCACAGGGCAUUAUGAAUACCUUGUCACGCCCUGGCCUUGAGAGGCCGGUUGUCUUUAGUUGGUUUGGUCAGGGCGUGAGGAUCUAUGUUAGUAUUUCUAUGUUUAGGAUCUAGAUGUGUAUUUUCUAGGUUUGGCCGGGUGUGAUUCCCAAUCAGAGGCAGCUGUCGCUCGUUGUCUCUGAUUGGGGAUCAUACUGUAGUAGCCUGGUUGCCUACCUUAGUUGUGGGAUCUUGUUCCGUGUUUCGGCUUGUAUGUGUAUAGCCUGAGGACGUCACGUUACGUUGUUUUUUGUUUUGUUUAUGUUUACUGAGUUUAAUAAACAUGUUCGCAUACCACGCUGCACCUUGGUCUGACCCAUCUCUCAACGUUCGUGACAUACCUGGUGAUGCCCUAUGGUUUGAUGAAUGCUCCAUCCGUCUUCCAGUCCUUUGUGAACGAGGUGUUUCGGGACAUGCUUGGUCGCGGUGUGGUGGUCUACACUGAUGACAUCCUGGUGUAUUCUGCUACGCGCUCUGAGCAUGUGUGCCUGGUUCGCAAAGUGCUGGACCGACUGUUGGAAAAUGACCUUCAUGCCAAGGCCGAGAAGUGUAUGUUUUUCCAACAGUCCGUCUCCUUCCUCGGAUACCGCAUUACCACCUCAGGUGUGGAGAUGGAGGGAGAUCGCAUUUCAGCCGUGCGUAAUUGGCCGACUCCAACCACGGUUAAGGAGGUGCAGUGCUUCCUUGGCUUCACCAACUACUAUCCGAGGGAUCUACUGGGUAUAUAACAUGAAUGCACGUCUGACAUGUAUUGUGGAUUGAUCUAAAAACCAAUCGAAGAAUCUUAAAAUGAAUUCUAAAACUCACAGGCAGCCAGUGCAGAGACCUUAAAACCGGUGUAAUGUGUGCUCUCCGUCUGGUCUUGGUCAGUACCCGUGCUGCAGCAUUCUGUAUGUUUUGCGGUUGACCAAUGGCUUUCUUGGGUAGACCAGACAGGAGAGCAUUACAGUGGUCAAGCCUGCUUGUAAUAAAAGCAUGGAUGAGUCUCUCUGUAUCAGCCUGAGAUAUAAACGGCCGCACCUUGGCAAUGUUCCUCAGGUGGUAAAAAGCUGUUUUGGUCACAUUCCUAAUGUGUGAUGAGAAAUUUAGUUCAAAAUCUAAAAGAACACAUGUUUUUUUAGCUGGUGUUUUAUCUUUAUUGCCCGUGAAUUAAAAUGUGCGUCCAGAUUCUCUCUCUGUGCUUUGGCUCCAACAAUAAGUACCUCGGUCUUGUCUUGAUUUAGCUGGAGGAAGUUAUGAGCCAUCCAAGUAUUUAAAUCACUAAUACAGUCUAAUAAUUUAUCUGUGGAACUAAAAUCCUCUGGCGACACAGAAAUGUAAAGUUGUGUAUCGUCUGAGUAGCAGUGAAAAUCAAUGCUGUGCUUUCUGAUAACGCUGCCAAGGCAUAACAUAUAUAAACUGAACAGUACCGGACCCAAAAUCUAACCUUGUGGAACAUCACAUGUGAUAUGUAUUUUCUCUGAGUUAUGUUCACCAAGGGUGACAAAAAACUCUGGACCGGUUAAAUAGGUCCUAAACCAAUUUAGAACUGGACCGGAGAGGCCAACCCACCUCUCCAGUCUGUCCAGAAGGACAUCUUGGUCAACAGAGGCCAACCCACCUCUCCAGUCUGUCCAGAAGGACAUCAUGGUCAACAGAGGCCAACCCACCUCUCCAGUCUGUCCAGAAGGACAUCAUGGUCAACAGAGGCCAACCCACCUCUCCAGUCUGUCCAGAAGGACAUCAUGGUCAACAGAGGCCAACCCACCUCUCCAGUCUGUCCAGAAGGACAUCAUGGUCAACAGAGGCCAACCCACCUCUCCUGUCUGUCCAGAAGGACAUCAUGGUCAACAGAGGCCAACCCACCUCUCCGGUCUGUCCAGAAGGACAUCAUGGUCAACAGAGGCCAACCCACCUCUCCAGUCUGUCCAGAAGAACAUCAUGGUUAACAGAGUUGAACGCAUCACUUAAAUCUAAGAGUACAAGGACAGAGAGCUGUUUGGCAUCUGUGUUGGCUCUGAGAUCAUUUACCACUUCAACUAGGGCUGUCUCUGUGCUGUGGUGGGCACCAAAACCAGAUUGGAAUUUUUCUAAAAUACAGUUGUCACUUAAACAAUAAUUUUGCUGUUUGAACAGUGCAGUGGGUAAAGUGCCUGAGAACAGGGAGUGAUUAACAGUACUCACAGUUCAUUAUGUUUUAGUCUACCCAGGGUACACUGUGCUACGGUAUAGUAAGGUGCUCAGAGUUCAUUAUGUUCAAGUUCCGCCAGGGAAAAGGGAGUAGUUCGAAAUAGCCUGAGUGCCAGUCUGUUCGAGCUAUCAUGCAAACUAUGACAGCAAUGGAGUUGGCAAAGCACAAACAGAUGUGGGACCAGGCUAAGUUUGAAGUACCUCAGAGAUGUAGGCUAGCCUAUGAAAAUAAAGUGUGAAAGGAAAAGUGGGUGCAGGGAGAAGGAGGAAAGAAGUAGAGCAGCUGGCAGUGAUUAGUGGCCAUUAAAUGGUGUUAACUUGGGCCUACCACUGGUCAUAAAGCUGAAGGGUAAUUAGCUCACAGGUCGCUUCAGCAGUGAAAUGAAUAUGCCAGAGUAACGUUCCUGGUCUCAUGACAGCUAAUGAAGGUCAGAGAGCGUAGCAGCUAGCUGGGCUGGCUACACUAUAGGGCCUACAGUAUGUAACUGGCUACACUAUAGGGCCUACAGUAUGUAACUGGCUACACUAUAGGGCCUACAGUAUGUAACUGGCUACACUACACUAUAGGGCCUACGUAAUGUAACUGUCUCACACUAACUGGCUGCUACACUAUAGGGCCUACAGUAUGUAACUGGCUACACUAUGGGCCUACAGUAUGUUGCUCUGGCUACACUAUAGGGCCUACAGUAUGUAACUGGCUACACUAUAGGGCCUACACCUGUAUAGGUCUCUGGCUACACUAUAGGGCCUACAGUAUAGGUACUUGUACUGGCUACACUAUAGGGCCUACAGUAUGUAACUGGCUACUACUAAUGGCUACACUAUAGGGCUACAGUUACUGGCUACACUAUAGGGGGCCUACACAGUAUAUGUACUGGCUAACUGGGCUACAUAGAACGGCCUCACAGUACAUAUGUAACUGGCUACACUAUAGGGCCUACAUACUGUAACUAGGCCUACACACUAUAGGGCCUACAGUAUGUAACUGGCUACACUAUAGGGCCACAGUAUGUAACUGGCUACACAUAGGGCCUACAGUCUAGUAACUGGCUACACUAUGGGCCUACAGUAUGUUAACUGGUACACUAUAGGGCCUACAGUAUGUAAAAUGGCUACACUAUAGGGCCUACAGUAUGUAAGGUACCCCUAUUAGGGCCUACAGUAUGUAACUGGCUACACUAUAGGGCCUACAGUAUGUAAUGGCUACACUAUAGGGGCCCACAGUAUGUAACUGGCUACACUAUAGGGCCUACAGUAUGUAACUGGCUACACUAUAGGGCCUACAGUAUGUUAACUGGCUACACUAUAGGGCCUACAGUAUGUAACUGGCUACACUAUAGGGCCUACAGUAUGUAACUGGCUACACUAUAGGGCCUACAGAUGUAACUGGCUACACUAUAGGGCCUACAGUAUGUGGCUGGCUACACUAUAGGGCCUACAGUAUUUAAAAUGGCUACACUAUAGGCCCACGUAUGUAAUGGCUACACUAUAGGGCCUACAGUAGUAAAAUGGCUACACUAUAGGCCUACAGUAUGUAAAAUGGCUACACUAUAGGGCCUAUAGUAUGUACUGGCUACAUUUUAGGGCUACAGUAUGUAACUGGCUACACUAUAGGGCCUACAGUAUGUAACUGGCUACAUAGACUAUAGGGCCUACAGUAUGUAAAUGGAUACACUUUGGGCCUACAGUAGUAACUGGCUACACUAUAGGCUACGUAUGUAACUGGCUUUCACUAUAGGCUACAGUAUGUAAAUGGCUUUCACUAUAGGCCUUUUCAGUAUGUACUGGCUUUCCUAGACUUAGGGCCUACAGUAUGUAAAUGGCUACAUACACUAGGGCCUACAGUAUGUAAAAACUGGCUACACUAUAGGGCCUACAGUAUGUAACUGGCUACACUAGACUAUAGGGCCUACAGUAUGUAACUGGUACAUUUGGCUACAGUUGUAACUGGCUACACUAUAGGGCCUCAGUAUGUAACUGGGUACACUAUAGGGCCUACAGUAGUAAAUGGUACACUAUAGGGCCCACAGUAUGUACUGGUACAUACACUAAGGGCCUACAGUAUGUAACUGGCUACACAACUUAGGGCCUACAGUAUGUAACUGGCUACACUAUAGGGCCUACAGUAUGUAACUGGCUACCUAUAGGGCCUAAAAGUAUGGAACUGGCUACACUAAGGGGCCCACAGUAUGUAACUGGCUACACUAUAGGGCCUACAGUAUGUAAUGGCUACACUACACUAUAGGGCCUACGUAUGUAACUGGCUACACUAUAGGGCCUACAGUAUGUAACUGGCUACACUAGGGCAUAGGGCCUACGUAUGUAAAUGGCUACACUAUAGGCCUACAGUAUGUAAUGGCUACAUAUAGGCCUACAGUAAUGUAACUGGCUACACUAUAGGGCCUACAGUAUGUAACUGGCUACACUAUGGGCCUACAGUAUGUAAUGGCUUAAAACUAUAGGGCCUACAGUAUGUAACUGGCACUACACUAUAGGGCCUACAGUAGUUUAAAAUGGUACAUAUAGGGCCUACAGUAUGUAACUGGCUACACUAUAGGGCCUACAGUAUGUAACUGGCUACACUAGACUAAGGGGCUACAGUAUGUAACUGGAACUAGACUAUAGGGUCUACGAUGUAAUGGCUACAAUAGCUAUAGGGCCUACAGUAUGUAACUGGCUACACUAUAGGGCCUACAGUAUGUACUGGCUACACUAUAGGGGCCUACAGUAUGUAACUGGCUACACUAGGGCUAUAGGGCCUACAGUAUGUACACUGGCUAACUAUAGGGCCUACAGUAUGUAAAUGGCUACACUUAGGGCCUACAGUAUGUAACUGGCUACAUACACUAAGGGCCUACAGUAUGUAAUGGCUAGACUAUAGGGCCUACAGUAUGUAACUGGCUACACAGACUAUAGGGCCUAAGUAUGUAAAUGGCUACAUAUAGGGCCUACAGUAUGUAACUGGCUACAAUAUAGGGCCUACAGUAUGUAACUGGCUACCCCUAUAGGGCCUACAGUAUGUCACUGGCUAACCUAUAGGGCCACAGUAUGUAACUGGCUACACUAUAGGGCCUACAGUAUGUAACUGGUACACUAUAGGGCCUACAGUAUGUAACUGGCUACACCCCUUAGGGCCUACCCGUAUGAACGGUACACUAUAGGGCCUACGUAUGUAACUGGCUAAAUACACUAUAGGGCUACGUUUUAUGGUCACUAGGGCCUUUCAGUAUGUAACUGGCUACACUAUAGGGCCUACAGUAUGUAAUGGCUACACUAAGGGCCUACAGUAUGUUAACUGGGUACCUGGGCUAUAGGGCCUACAGUAUGUAACUGGCUACACUAUAGGGCCUACAGUAUGUAACUGGCUACACUAUAGGGCCUACAGUAUGUAACUGGCUACACUAUAGGGCCUACAGUAUGUAACUGGCUACACUAUAGGGCCUACAGUAUGUAACUGGCUACACUACACUAUAGGGCCUACAGUAUGUAACUGGCUAACUAUAGGGCCUCCCGUAUGUAACUGGCUACACUAUAGGGCCUACAGAUGUAAUGGCUACACUAUAGGGCCUACAGUAUGUAACUGGCUACACUAUAGGGCCUAGAGUAUGUAACUGGCUACACUAUAGGGCCUACAGUAUGUAACUGGCUACACUACACUAUAGGGCCUACAGUAUGUAACUGGUACAUAUAGGGCCUACAGUAUGUGGCUGGCUACCCCUAUAGGGCCUACAGAUGUAAUGGCUACACUAUAGGGCCUACAGUAUGUAAUGGCUACACUAUAGGGCCUACGUAUGUAACUGCUACACUAUAGGGCCUACAGUAGUAAUGGCUACACUACACUAUAGGGGCCCACCGUAUUAACUGGCUACACUACACUAUAGGCCUACCUUUUGUAACUUUGGGUACACUAUAGGGCCUACAGUAUGUAACUGGUACACUAUAGGGCCUACGUAGUAAUGGCUUUCACUAUAGGGGCCCACAGUAUGUAACUGGCUACACUAUAGGGCCUACAGUAUGUAACUGGCUAAACUAUAGGGCUACAGUAUAAUGGCUAACUAUAGGGCAUACAGAGAAUGCUACACUAUAGGGCCUAGUAUGCAACUGGCUACACUAUAGGGCCUACAGAUGUAACAUGGCUACCCCUAUAGGGCCUACAGUAUGUAACUGGCUACAUACACUAUAGGGCCUACCGUAUGUAACUGGCUACACUAUAGGGGUACAGUAUGUAACUGUACACUAUAGGGCCUACAGUAUGUAACUGGCUACAAUAUAGGGGCCUACAGUAUGUAACUGGCUACACUUAGGGGCCCACAGUAUGUAACUGGCUACACAUAGGGGCCCACAGUAUGUAAAAUGGCUACACUAUAGGGCCUACAGUAUGUAACUGGCUACAUAGACUAUAGGGCCUACAGUAUGUAACUGGCUACACUAUAGGGCCUACAGUAGUAAUGGCUAACUAUAGGGCCUACAGUAUGUAAUUUGGGGACACUAUAGGGCCUACAGUAUGUAAAAUGGCUUUCAUAUAGGGCCUACAGUAUGUAACUGGCUACCACUAUAGGGCCUACGUAUGUAACUGGGGUACACUAUAGGGCCUACAUGUAAAAUGGCCACUAUAGGGCCAAGUAAACUGGGUACAUAUAGGGCCUACAGUAUGUAACUGGCUACACAUAGGGCCUACAGUAUGUAACUGGCUACACUAUAGGGCCCACAGUAUGUAAUGGCUACACUAACAUAGGGCCUACAGUAUGUAACUGGCACACAUAGGGCCUACAGUAUGUAAAAAUGGGUACACUAUAGGGCCUACAGUAGGUAACUGGCUACAUAUAGGGCCUACAGUAUGUAAUGGCUACAUUAUAGGGCCUACAGUAGUAACUGGCUACCCCUAUAGGGCCUACAGAUGUAAAUGGCUACACUAUAGGGCCCUACAGUAUGAAUGGCUACACUAUAGGGCCUACAGUAUGUAACUGGCUACCUACACUAUAGGGCCACAGUAUGUAACUGGCUACACUAUAGGGCCUACAGUAGUAAAAUGGUACACUAUAGGGCCCACAGUAGUAACUGGCUACACAUAGGGCCUACAGUAUGUAACUGGCUACAUAAUAUAGGGCCUACAGUAGUAACUGGCCACUACACAUAGGGCCUACAGUAUGUAACUGGCUAACCAAAUAUAGGGCCUACAGAGUAACUGGCUACAUAUAGGGCCUACAGUAUGUAACUGGCUACAUAUAGGGCUACAGUAUGUAACGGCUACACUACACUAUGGGCCUACAGUAUGUAACUGGCUACACUAUAGGGCCUACAGUAUGGUAACUGGCUACACAUAGGGCCUACAGUAUGUAACUGGCUACACUACCACUAUAGGGCCUACAGUAUGUAAAUGGCUACACUAGACUAUAGGGCCUACAGUAUGUAACUGGCACACUAUAGGGCCUACGUAUGUAACUGGCUACAUAUAGGGCCUUUCAGUAUGUAACUGGGUACACAUAGGACUACAGUAGUAACUGGCUACACUUUUAGGGCCUACAGUAUGUAACUGGCUACAUACAUAUAGGGCUACAGUAUGUAACUGGUCUACACUAUAGGGCCUACGUAUGUAACUGGCUACACUAUAGGGGCCCACAGUAUGUAACUGGCUACCCCCUAUAGGGCCUACAGUAUGUAAAAGGCUACACUAUAGGGCCUACAGUAUGUAACUGGCUACAUAUAGGGAUACGUAUGUAACUGGACAUACACUAUAGGGCCCACAGUAUGUACUGGCUACACUAUAGGGCCACAUUAUGAAUGGUACACUAUAGGGCCUACAGUAUGUAGGCUACACUAUAGGGCCUACAGUAUGUACUGGCUUACCAUAUAGGGCCCACAGUAUGUAACUGGCUCACUAUAGGGCCUACAGUAUGUAACUGGCUACACUAUAGGGCCUACAGUAUGUAACUGGCUACACUAUAGGGCCUACAGUAUGUAACUGGCUACACUAUAGGGCCUACAGUAUGUAACUGGCUACACUACACUAUAGGGCCUACAGUAUGUAACUGGCUACACUAUAGGGCCUACAGUAAUUUAAAUGGCUUACACUAUAGGGCCUACAGUAUGUAACUGGCUACACUAUAGGGCCUACAGUAUGUAAAUGGCUACAUACACCCAUAGGGCCUACAGUAUGUAACUGGCUAAAAACACUAUAGGGCCUACGUAUGUAACUGGCUACACUAUAGGGCCUACAGAUGUAACUGGCUACACUAUAGGGCCUACGUAUGUAACUGGCUACACUAUAGGCCCACAGAUGUAACUGGCUACACUAUGGCCUACAUAGUAACUGGCCUACACUAUAGGCCCACAUGAAUGGCUACACUAUAGGGCCUACAGUAUGUGACUGGCUUUCACUAUAGGGGCCCACAGUAUGUAACUGGCUACACUAUAGGCCUUUCAAGUAUGUUUACUGGCUACACUAUAGGGCCUACAGUAGUAACUGGCUACCUAUAGGGCCUACAGUAUGUCUGGCUACACUAUAGGGCCUACAGUAUGUAACUGGCUACACUAUAGGGCCUACAGUAUGUAACUGGCUACACUAGACUAUAGGGCCUACAGUAUGUUAACUGGCUACACUAUAGGGCCUACAGUAUGUAACUGGCUACACUAUAGGGGCCCACAGUAUGUAAAUGGCUACACAUAGGGCCUACAGUAUGUACUGGCUACACUAUAGGGCCCACAGUGUAACUGGCUACACUAUAGGGCCACAGUAUGUGACUGGCUACACUUUUAGGGCCUAAGUAUUAACUGGCUACACUAUAGGGCCCACAGUAUGUUUCCCCUGGCUACACUAGGGCCUACAGUAUGUAACUGGCUACACUAUAGGGCCUACAGUAUGUAAUGGCUACACUAUAGGGCCUACAGUAUGUAAAAGGCUACACUACACUAGGGCCUACAGUAGUUAACUGGGGUUCACUAUAGGGCCGCAGUAUGUAACUGGCUACACUUAGGGCCUCAGUAUGUAAUGGCUACACUAGACUAAGGGGCCCACCGUAUGUAACUGGCUACACUAUAGGGCCCUUUCAGUAUUUUAACUGGCUACACUAUAGGGCCUACAGAUGUAAAAUGGUACACUAUAGGGCCUACAGUAUGUUUAAAUGGCACUUACUAUAGGGCCUACAGUAUGUAACUGGCUACACUACACUAGGGCCUACAGUAUGUAAUGGCUAACUACACUAUAGGCCUACAGUAUGUAACUGGCUACACUAUAGGCCUACAGUAUGUAACUGGCCCCACUAUAGGGCCUACAGUAUGUAAAUGCUACAUAUAGGGGCCCACAGUAUGUAACUGGCUACCACUAUAGGGCCUACAGUAUGUAACUGUACCUAAAUAUGGGCCUACAUAUGUAAUGGUAAUAUGGGCUACAUUAUUAAUGGCUACACUAUAGGGCCUACAGUAUGUAACUGGCUACAUAUAGGGCCCACAGUAUGUGACUGGCUACACUAUAGGGCCUACAGUAUGUAACUGGGUAACAUAUGCCUACUAUGGAUGGCUACACAUAGGGCUAAAAGGUAUGUAACUGGCUAAACUAUAGGGCCUACAGUAUGUGACUUUGGGUACACUAGAGGGCCUACAGUAUGUAACUGGCUACACUAUAGGGCCUACAGUAUGUCUCUGGCUACACUAUAGGGCCUACAGUAUGUAACUGGCUACACUAUAGGGCCUACAGUAUUGUAACUGGCUACACUAGGGCUAUAGGGCCUACAGUAUGUAACUGGCUACACUAUAGGCCUACAGUAUGUAACGGCUACACUUAAAGGGGCCUACGUAUGUAACUGGCACACUAUAGGGCCUACAGUAUGUAACUCGCUACACUAUAGGGCCUACAGUAUGUAACUGGCUACACUAUAGGGCCUACAGUAUGUAACUGGCUACACUAUAGGGCCUACAGUAUGUAACUGGCUACACUAUAGGGCCUACAGUAUUUAAAUGGCUACACUACACUAUAGGGCCUACAGUAUGUAAAAGGGCUACACUUUGGGCCUACGUAUGUAACUGGCUACACUAUGGGCUACAGUAUGUAACUGGACACUAACUAUAGGGCCUACAGUAUGUAACUGGCUACACUACACUAUAGGGUCUACAGUAUGUAACUGGCUACACUAUAGGGCCUACAGUAUGUGGCUGGCUACACUAUAGGGCAUACAGUAUGUGACUGGCUACACUAUAGGGCCUACAGUAUGUAACUGGCUACACUAUAGGGCCUACAGUAUGUAACUGGCUACACUAGAUAUGGGCCUACAGUAUUUUAAACUGGCUACACUAUAGGGCCUAACAGUAUGUAACGGGGUACCCCUAUAGGGCCUACAGUAUGGUGGCUGCUACAUAUAGGCCUACAGUAUGUAACUGGCUACACUAUAGGGCCUACAGUAUGUAACUGGCUACACUAUAGGGCCUACAGUAUGUAACUGGCUACACUACACUAUAGGGCCUACAGUAUGUAACUGGCUACACUACACUAUAGGGCCUACAGUAUGUAACUGGCUACACUAUAGGGCCUACAGUAUGUAACUGGCUACACUAUAGGGCCUACAGUAUGUAACUGGCUACACUACACUAUAGGGCCUACAGUAUGUAACUGGCUACACUAUAGGGCCUACAGUAUGUAACUGGCUACACUAUAGGGCCUACAGUAUGUAACUGGCUACACUAUAGGGCCUACAGUAUGUAACUGGCUACACUAUAGGGCCUACAGUUAUGUAACUGGCUACAACUAUAGGGCCUACAGUAUGUAACUGGCUACACUAUAGGGCCUACAGUAUGUAAUGGCUACACUAUAGGGCCUACAGUAUGUAACUGGCUACACUAUAGGGCCUACAGUAUGUAACUGGCUACACUACACUAUAGGGCCUACAGGGAUGUAACUGGCUACACUAUAGGGCCACAGUAUGUAACUGGCUACACAUAGGGCCUACAGUAUGUAACUGGCUACACUAUAGGCCUACAGUAUGGGAACUGGCUUUCACUAUAGGGCCUACAGUAUGUAAUGGCUACACUAUAGGGCCUACAGUAUGUAAACUGGCCACUACACUAUAGGGCCUACAGUAUGUAACUGGCUACACUAUAGGGCCUACAGUAUGUAACUGGCUACACUAUAGGGCCUACAGUAUGUAACUGGCUACACUAGACUAUAGGGUCUACAGUAUGUAACUGGCUUUCACUGACUAAGGGUCUACAGUAUGUAACUGGCUACAUAACUAUAGGCCUACAGUAGAACUUGGGUACACUAUAGGGCCUACCUAUGUACUGGCUACUAUAGGGCCUACAGUAUGGACUGGCUACCCCUAAGGGCCUACAGUAUGUAACUGGCUACACUAUAGGGCCUACAGUAUGUAACUGGGGUACAUAUAGGGCCUACAGUAUGUGAAAUGGCUACAUAUAGGGCCUACAGUAUGUAACUGGCUACACUAUAGGGCCUACAGUAUGUAACUGGCUAACUAGACAUAGGCCACAUAUGUAACUGGCACCUAGGGCCUACCGUAUGUGACUGGGGUACACUAUAGGGCCUACAGUAUGUAAUGGCUACACUAUAGGGGCCCACAGUAUGAACUGGCUACACUAGACUAUAGGGCCUACAGUAUGUAACUGGCUACACUAUAGGGCCUACAGUAUGUAACUGGCUACACUAGACUAUAGGGCCUACAGUAUGUAACUGGCUACACUAUAGGGCCUACAGUAUGUAACUGGCUACACUAUAGGGCCUACAGUAUGUAACUGGCUACACUAUAGGGCCUACAGUAGUAAACGGCUACCCCUGACUUAGGGCCUACAGUAUGUAACUGGUCAUACGGCUACAGUAUGUUGGUAAAAUAGGCCUAAGUUGUAACUGGCUAACCCUUUGGGCCUAAGUAUGUAACUGGCUUUAAAAUUUUAGGGCCUACAGUAUGUGACUGGCUACACUAUAGGGCCUACAGUAUGUAACUGGCUACACUAUAGGGCCUACAGUAUGUAACUGGCUACACUAGACUAUAGGGCCUACAGUGUAAUGGUACACUCAGGGCCCACAUAUGUAAAGGCUACACAUAGGGCCCACAGUAUGUAACUGGCUACACUAUAGGGCCUACAGUAUGUAACUGGCUACACUAUAGGGCCUACAGUAUGUAACUGGCUACACUAGACUAUAGGGCCUACAGUAUGUAACUGGCUACACUAUAGGGCCUACAGUAUGUGACUGGCUACACUAUAGGGCCUACAGUAUGUAACUGGCUACACUAUAGGGUCUACAGUAUGUAACUGGCUACACUAGACUAGGGCCUACAGUAUGUAACUGGCUACACUAUAGGGCCUACAGUAUGUAACUGGCUACACUACACUAUAGGGCCUACAGUAUGUAACUGGCUACACUAUAGGGCCUACAGUAUGUAACUGGCUACACUAUAGGGCCUACAGUAUGUGACUGGCUACACUAUAGGGCCUACCCGAUGUAAUGGCUACAUAAUAGGGCCUACGUAUGUAACUGGUACCUACACUAUUUGGGCCUACAGUAUGUAACUGGCUACACUAUAGGGCCUACAGUAUGUAACUGGCUACACUAUAGGGCUACAGUAUGUAACUGGCUACACUAGACUAUAGGGCCUACAGUAUGUAACUGGCUACACUACACUAUAGGGCCUACAGUAUGUAACUGGCUACACUAUAGGGCCUACAGUAUGUAACUGGCUACACUAUAGGGCCUACAGUAUGUAACUGGCUACACUAUAGGGCCUACAGUAUGUAACUGGCUACACUACACUAUAGGGCCUACAGUAUGUAACUGGCUACACUAUAGGGCCUACAGUAUGUAACUGGCUACCUAUAGGGCCUACAGAUGGGAACUGGUACACUAUAGGGCCCCACAGUAUGUAACUGGCUACACACACUAUAGGGCCUACAGUAUGUAAGGUACACUUAGGGCCCACAGUAUGUAAUGGCCACUAUAGGGCCUACAGUAUGUAAAUGGCUACACUUUGGGCCUACCCGUAUGUAACUGGCUACACAUAGGGCCUACAGUAUGUACUGGCACACUAUAGGGCCUACAUAUGUAACUGGCUACACUACACUAUAGGGCCCCACAGUAUGUAACUGGCUACCCUAAGGGCCUACAGUUGUAAAAUGGCUACACUAUAGGGGCCCACAGUAUGUAAAUGGCUACACUAGACUAUAGGGUCUACAGUUGUAACUGGCUAACUAGACUAUAGGGUCUACAGUUGUAACUGGCUACACUAACUAUAGGGCCACAGUAUGUAACUGGCUACACUAUAGGGCCUACAGUAUGUAACUGGCUACACUAUAGGGGCCCACAGUAUGUGACUGGUACACAUAGGGCCUACAGUAUGUAAUGGCUACCCCUAUAGGGCCCACAGUAUGUAACUGGCUACAUAUAGGGCCCACAGUAUGUGAACUGGCUACACAUAGGGCCUACAGUAUGUAAUGGCUAAAUAUAGGGCCUACCGUAUGUAACUGGCACACUAGACUAUAGGGCUACAGUAUGUUAACUGGCUACACUAUAGGGCCCACAGUAUGUGACUGGGUACACUAUAGGGCUACAGUAUGUAAUGGCUACCCUAUAGGGCUACAGUAUGUAAAAUGCUACACUAGACUUAGGGGCCUACAGUAUGUAACUGGCUACACUAUAGGGCCUACAGUAUGUAACUGGCUACACUAUAGGGCCUACAGUAUGUAACUGGCUACACUAUAGGGCCUACAGUAUGUAACUGGGACACUAUAGGGGUACAAUAGUAACUGGCUACCUAUAGGCCACAGUAGUAAAUGGCUACACAUAGGGCCUACAGUAUGUAAGGUACACUAUAGGGCCUCAGAUGUAAAUGGCUACACUAUAGGGCUACAGUAGUAACUGGCACACUACACUAUAGGGCCUACAGUAUGUAACUGGUACAAAAGGCCUACAGUAGUAACGGCUACACUAUAGGGCCACAGUAUGUAACUGGCUACACUAUAGGGCCUACAGUAUGUAACUGGCUACCCCUAUAGGGCCUACAGUAUGUAACUGGCUACAAGACUAUAGGGCCACAGUAUGUAAAAAAGGCUACACUAUAGGGCCUACAGUAUGUGACUGGCUACACUAUAGGGCCUACAGUAUGUAACUGGCUACACUAUAGGGCCUACAGUAUGUAACUGGCUACACUAGACUAUAGGGCCUACAGUAUGUAACUGGCUACACUACACUAUAGGGCCUACAGUAUGUAAAUGGCUACACUAUAGGGCCUACCGUAUGUAACUGGCUAACUAUAGGGCUACAGUAUGUAACUGGCUACACUAUAGGGCUACAGUAGUAACGGCACCCAUAGGGCCUACAGUAUGUAAUGGCUACACUAACUAUAGGGCCUCAGUAUGUAACUGGCUACACUAUAGGGCCUACAGUAUGUAACUGGUACACUAUAGGGCCUACAGUAUGUACUGGCUACACUAAAAGGGCCUACAAUAUGUAACUGGCUACACUAUAGGGCCUACAGUAUGUAACUGGCUACACUAUAGGGCCUACAGUAUGUAACUGGCUACACUAUAGGGCCUACAGUAUGUAACUGGCUACACUAUAGGGCCUACAGUAUGUAACUGGCUACACUAGACUAUAGGGCCUACAGUAUGUAACUGGCUACCACUAUAGGGCCUACAGUAUGUAACUGGCUACACUACACUAUAGGGCCUACAGUAUGUAACUGGCUACACUAUAGGGCCUACAGUAUGUAACUGGCUACACUAUAGGGCCUACAGUAUGUAACUGGCUACACUAGACUAUAGGGCCUACAGUAUGUAACUGGCUACACUAUAGGGCCUACAGUAUGUAACUGGCUACACUAUAGGGCCUACAGUAUGUAACUGGCUACACUAUAGGGCCUACAGUAUGUAACUGGCUACACUACAGGGCCUACAGUAUGUAACUGGCUACACUAUAGGGCCUACAGUAUGUAACUGGCUAGACUAUAGGGCCUACAGUAUGUAACUGGCUUUCACUAUAGGGCCUACAGUAUGUAACUGGCUACACUAUAGGGCCUACAGUAGUAAAUGGCUACCCCUAUAGGGCCUACAGUAUGUAACUGGCUACACUACAGGGCCUUGUGGAGGAGCCUUAUGUUGGUCUUGUAGACGGGUCUUAUCAAAGACUUCAGUAGUGAGAUAAUUAGGAAGACAUCUUUUCCGAGGAUUACAGUAGUGAUAUUUUUCAGACACUCUUACCAGAGAGGGCUACAGUAGAAGUCAUUUAUCAGACCUGUAUCGAGAGAAUUACAGUAUGAGUCAUUUAUCAGCGCUCUAUCCAGGAGACUUAAGUAGUGAGUCAUUUUUCAGCGCUCUUUUCAGAGGACUUACAGUGUGAGUCAUUUAGAGCUCUUUUCCAGAGAGACUUUCAGUUUGUGAGUAUUAUCAGACGCUUAUCAGAGAGACUACAGUAGUGAGUCAUUAUCAAGCUUAUCACAGAGGACUUAAGUAGUGAGUCAUUAUCAGACACUCUUAUCCAGAGAGACUUACCAGUUUAGUGAAGUAAUUUAUCAGACGCCUCUUAAUCCAGAGAGACUUACACGUAGUGAGUCAUUUAGCAGCGCUCUUAUCCAGAGGACUUACAGUAGUGAGUCAUUUAUCAGACCACUUCUUAUUAUCAGAGAGACUUACAAGUAGUGGGUCAUUUUAGCGACGCUCUUAUCCAGAGGAGGACUUACAGUAGUGAGUCAUUUAUCAGACACUCUUAUCCAGAGAGAGACUUACAGUAGUGAGGUCCAUUUAUCAGCCGCUCUUAUUCCAGAGAGGACUUUACAGUAGUGAGUCAUUUAUCGGACGCUCUUAUCCAGACGAGGGACUUUACAGUAGUGGAGUCAUUUAGCAGACGCUUCUAUCCAGAGGAGGACUUACAGUAGUGAGUCAUUUAUUCAGGACACUCUUAUCCAGGAGAGACCUACAGUAGUUGAGGUCAUUUAUCAGACGAUCUUAUCCCAAGAGGAGGACUUUACAGUAGUGAGUCAUUUAUCAGACGCUCUUAUCCAGAGAGACUUACAGUAGUGAGUCAUUUAUGCAGACGCUCUUAUCCAGAGAUUGUUACAGUAGAGAGUCAUUUAUCAGAUGCUCUUAUCCAGAGAGACUUACAGUAGUGAGUCAUUUAUCAGACGCUCUUAUCCAGAGAGACUUACAGUUAGUGAGUCAUUUAUCAGACGCUCUUAUCCAGAGAGACUUACAGUUAGUGAGUCAUUUAUCAUACGCUCUUAUCCAGAGAGACUUACAGUAGUGAGUCAUUUAUCAGACACUCUUAUCCAGAGAGACUUACAGUUAGUGAGUCAUUUAUCAGACGCUCUUAUCCAGAGAGACUUACAGUAGUGAGUCAUUUAUCAGACGCUCUUAUCCAGAGAGACUUACAGUAGUGAGUCAUUUAUCAGACGCUCUUAUCCAGAGAAACUUACAGUAGUGAGUCAUUUAGCAGACGCUCUUAUCCAGAGAGACUUACAGUAGUGAGUCAUUUAGCAGACGCUCUUAUCCAGAGAGACUUACAGUAGUGAGUCAUUUAGCAGACGCUCUUAUCCAGAGAGACGUACCUUAGUCUGCUAAAUGACUCACUAAGGUAAGUCUCUCUGGAGAAGAGUGUCUGCCCCCCUUUGAUUGAGAUGUUCGAUGAGCAGGUGUCCACAUACUUUUGGUCAUGUAGUUUGUAUACCUCAAUUACCUCGUACCCCUGCACAUCGACUCGGUCCUGGUACCCCUUGUAUAUAGCCAAGUUAUCGUUACUCAUUGUGUAUUUAUUAUUCAUGUUAUUAUUACGUGUUUUAAUGUUCUAUUAUUUCUCUAUUUUCUUUCUCUCUGUAUUGUUGGGAACGGCCCUUCAGUAAACAUUUCACUGUUAGUCUACACCUGUUGGUUAUGAAACAUGUGACAAACACAAUUUGAUUUGUAAUACUACUAAUACUGUUUUUUAUCAAGGCCUAUUAUAAUCUAAUACUGUUUUUAUCAAGUCCUAUAGACCUUAUAAUGUAAUACUCAGAAAGAAGGAGAGAUAUUGUCUGUCUACUAAAGACCCUCUGACACUCUCGGUCGCAGAAUUAAUCAGUUCUACAUGAUGGCUGCUCAAAUUGCCCUGGAUGAUGUUGCCACGUAUUCAUCGCUGCGUCUUGUCUGAGACGACGGUGUCAUUAGACCCCAAUUCCCUGGAGCAUUCUCCUCAAGAUGCAGACUGCUUACUGACGCAAUUAAGGGCAGAGAAGAAAGAGUGUGUCCUUAAUGUUACAAAACAUUAGCUACACCUUCCUAAUAUUGAGUUGCACCCCCUUUUUCCCUCAGAACAGCCUCAAUUCGUCUGGGCAUGGACUCUACAAGGUGUCGAAAGCAGUCCACAGGGACAUGGACUCUAGAAGGUGUCGAAAGAGUUCCACAGGGAUGCUGGCCCAUGUUGACUCCAAUGCUUCCCACAGUUGUGUCAAGUUGGCUGGAUGUCCUUUGUGUGGUGGACCAUUCCAAAAUUAUUAUUAUUAUUUAUUAUUAUACACACAGGAAACUGUUGAGAGUGAAAAACCCAGCAGCGUUGCAGUCCUUGACACAAACCGGUGCACCUGGCACCUACUACCAUACCCCGUUCAAAAGGCACUUAAAUCUUUUGUCUUGCCCAUUCACCCUCUGAAUGGCACACACACACAAUCCAUGUCUCAAUUGUCUCCUCCCCGUCAUCUAGACUGAUUGAAGUGGAUUUAACAAGUGACAUCAAUAAGGGUGUCAUGGAAAGAGCUCGUGUUCCUAAUGUUCUGUAGACUCAGUGUACAAAUAUACAGCAUAGGCCACCAUUUAAUAGCGGGUACUUUUAUGUAAUUUGGAUGUCACAAACACAUCACUCGCAAAACCCUUUUAACUUAAAAUUACAGACAAUAUUUUUUUUUCUCUGGCCUCCAGACCUUCUUUCAUAUACAGGACAAUAACAAAUUGGCCUUGCAGCAUCGACAAAUGUCGCUUGGUACAAGUAACCUACAGUACUCCCAUCUGAAGCGAUGUGAAAGUAUAUUGAUGUGAGGCACCAUACUAAGUAAAGCAUUCUAAGGAGAUCUAUUAGUUACCGCUGUGCAGCAUGCAUUAUGGGCCGCCCAUGGGAGAGCAGGAAAUCGUUUGAAAAUGUGUCCCAAAUGGCACCCUAUUCCCUAUAUAGUGCGCUACUUUUGACCAGGGGCCCAUAUUGGAUUAUAUUGAAUAGGGUGCCAUUUGGGACACAAAUAUAAACUUAAAUAAGUUCCAAGCAGUGUCAAGCUCAGUGUCUGUUAUCUGCGUGUUGCACAGAAUCACAGAAAUAAACCGUAGAUACAGUACUUUCUCCUUUAAAUCGGUGUCUUCCUUCAAGACCACUACAAAAAGGGAUUGUUGGUUGGUCAGAAGACUGAUGCUAGGUCGCCCGCCUGCCUGCAGCAGCAGAAGAGACCGAUUUGGUAAGUGUGGAGAAAGAGAAGAGGCUCAUAUCAAUACAUUUAUACAGAAACAUGGACUGAAGGUAGCCUAAAAAGUGUGCCGCUAUUUCUGAGUCCAUAGCUUCUUACCUAGCCAUUCCCAGACAAACGUGUGAUGAGUGGAAGCGCAUGUCGAAUGUUUGUCUGUGAGCCCCGCCUUCCACUCAACUAUUGGUCAAUUCCGCAAAUACUCGUCUCUGAUUAGAGGGUUAGAUUGUCUAUCAGUAGGAGUGACGUGGAAUACCAGGAAAUGAUAAUUGAGGAAGUGAUGUGUUGGCAUUUUAGGGAGAAUUUGUUGCAAGGUACAGCAAAUCCGUCAAAUAUCUAUCUUACAUGUUUGUAGACGGCAGACGGCAACCUGAGAAUGCAGGUUUGA
Coregonus sp. 'balchen' is the source of this 33537-nucleotide messenger RNA. The record is from the annotation of a GenBank genome assembly. NCBI's taxonomy places the organism in Eukaryota, Metazoa, Chordata, Actinopteri, Salmoniformes, Salmonidae.